AUGCCAAGUGGUUGGCUUGUCAUAUGGCUGCUAAAGCUUUGUUUCGAAUGGGCGUUGCAGUGGUGGUACAGACCCGGACAGGUAUGCGGCCGUCGGAAGUUUUGGCACUCAGGGAACAUCACAUAUUACUCCCUACAUCUGAGAAGCCGAGGUUCGUGUUUCGUUUGGGAGCCAUGCGGUCAACAAAAGUGCAGAGAGAGCAAGUCACGUUUCUUGAAUGGAGUAGGGAUGAGAGUGUGGCUAGAUUGUUAUGGAGAGUGGUCGUUGCAACAAAGCCAGAAGAACGAUUGUUCCCAUACACGUAUGAGCAAUACAGAACUGUUUUGGCCAUGGUGUGUCAGGAAAACGAUGUGGUAUCUCACUUCACUCCUCAUUCGGCCAGGGCAGGGUUUGCGACAGACGCGGUAUCGGACGGAAUGCUGCCGAGUGUCAUCCGACAGUUGGGCAGGUGGGCGUCCGAGAGUAGCUUCAACACGUACGUGGACGUGGUCUCGGCCUCACAGGUGGAAGCAGCCUUUUCUCUCAGGAAACAGGAUCAGGCAGUCCAGUUUUGCUCUACCCAUUUGGAAAGUUACUUUCCCGCUUUGUGCUUUAGUUCCAAGGAUGAUGGGAUUGCCAGUGCAUAUAGAGGUGGAAGACGAGCUUUCCCCGAACGAGUUGCCGCAGGUGCCACUCGUUCCACCUCAACCCCACAGCAGGACCAGACAACGAAAUGCCACGCCAAAACCACGGGUGGCCCUUCGGAGAUCAGGAAGGGUGACGGGGCGAACCGUACUGGGAAGACAAGUCGGCCCUCACGAUGUGCACACAGAGCGUCGUGUUCCAAACGCCGCUAGGCCUCGGCAGCAGACAUGGUGGCAGAAAACGCGAGCUUACAUAAGGAAGCUGAACAAGUCUAUGCUGGGCUCGAUGUUCUGGGUGCUGGUCCUGGCAAGUGCUUCACGCUCCGGUGCCUUUGAUCACUUCGCUUCAAUGCUAGGCUCAGUUGCGAGGGUGUCCGAGUCAGCUGCCUCGGUGGCCGCCUUGGUACUCGAUAGCUCAGCGGAUCUGGCGACUUCUACUUCGCAGGUGGUCAAGGCAUUUUCGGUGGAAUCCAUGGAUUUGGUGCAUACAGCAUGGCGUGGAGUGGAUUUGCUGAAUUUGACAUGUACAAAGACGGCCGGCAGAGUUGUGGGGCUUACAGCUAGCGAAGUUUCGGCUUGGUUUCUCGGCGAGAGCGGUGUAGCUGUUACAAUGUGCAACAAGAGCCAAAUUUUAGAUCUAUGGAUUUCGGCAGCGCAUUCGGUCGAGCUUGGCAUACCGACUGUUGACAGUACAAUGCAACAUUUCAAUGUGUCGGGAGAGUACUGGGAAGCAGCAGUGGUGGCAGGCUUGCUGCCGGGAGGUUGGAUCAGUGUUGAUUUUGCUCAUACUCGGGUUAGCUUUCAGGCCAGAUGGGCAAACCCGUUUUGGGAGUUGAUUGAAUUGGAGGUACAGCAGGAGGCUCCGCAAAUGGUUCGUCAGCUCCAGGCAUUUGCACAAUCUGUUCCAGCUGUCAAUACUUCUCGCAUGUUUGUGGUUGAGCCGCUUCACCCAUGCACGUGGCUAUGGAUGAACCUCAUAUCAUGCUCGUGGUACAGAUGCCUUACUGCGUGCGGCGAGGUGGGAUUCAUGCUUGCGGGUGUAUUAUUUUUUCGGCAGUGCAACUUACUUUCCAAGAUUCAGGAAACAGCCAGCUUUGCAAAUGUCAGCGCCGCAUUGCAAAAAUUCAAAACAUUGCUGGCCGAUAGGAUUGAUGCCACCGUCGGGAUGGGUUGA
Molecule: messenger RNA, 1797 nt
Organism: Effrenium voratum
Lineage: Eukaryota; Dinophyceae; Suessiales; Symbiodiniaceae
Source: the annotation of a GenBank genome assembly